AAAUACAGAAUAACAGACCAAUCACAAAGGAUCUGAGCAAGCAAUUAGGGUUCUGGAUACCUGAUUGAGAGGCGAAAUGACGACUGAGUAUGGAAGCGGAGAUAGAAGUAUAAAUGUAGGAUUUGAAUCUGGGUGGCGGCGUCCGAGAGGCAGAUCGGUAGGCCAAGUGACGGCGGCUAGGGUUUUUAGGUGUGAAGACACUGCUCUUCUCCACAUAGUGAGAUGGAAUAUCUGCGGGAGAACUUGUGUUACGAUUUCAGGUCACUCCCUGGUAACAAAGCGAGAUCAGACUGCCGGUAAAGGAGUGUGGAAAAUGGGGCGGACGAUGGGGUUGGGGUUUACUCGUCUCAUCUCAUUCCAAGUUGGCACUGAGGUUCAGAACUAGGACUUGCCCGCUAUGUAGGUUGGGUUUUUUAAAUUAUAAAAUAAAAUUUUUUUU
Rubroshorea leprosula is the source of this 439-nucleotide messenger RNA. Lineage: Eukaryota; Viridiplantae; Streptophyta; Magnoliopsida; Malvales; Dipterocarpaceae. The record is from the annotation of a GenBank genome assembly.